Ostreococcus lucimarinus CCE9901 is the source of this 1209-nucleotide messenger RNA. RefSeq lists its product with no specific name. Gene Ontology annotation, molecular function: heparan sulfate 6-sulfotransferase activity. Gene Ontology annotation, cellular component: membrane. The transcript has a single exon. The record is from RefSeq and is a predicted model, not a curated record. Bases 1 to 1209 code for a protein of 402 amino acids. NCBI's taxonomy places the organism in Eukaryota, Viridiplantae, Chlorophyta, Mamiellophyceae, Mamiellales, Bathycoccaceae.
AUGGGUGUUGAGCGCGGCGACGCCGAACCGCUCCUGCGCGCGUCUCGCGACGUCGAGCGCGCGUCGGACGACGCGGAGACGACGGCGGCGAAGCUCGCGGUCGAUCGAACGCGCGGCGCGGCGAGCGCGAGGCUGGUCGUCGGCGCGUGCGCGGUCGCGGCGUGCCUCGUCGGGGCGAGCGCGAGGGCGGAUUGGGCGCACCGACGCGGCGGCGCGCUCGCGGAACGCGAGGAAGUCGAGGCGUUCGGACGGGAAUUGAACGUCGGUGAUCUGAGUAAAUAUUACGAGAUUCCGAGGAAGGCGAAGUCGGUGAAGCAGACGCACGCGAAUCGAGUGCUGUUUUACAACUUUUUGCACGUGCCGAAGACGGGUGGGACGUUUUUUCACUCGGUGUUGCGACAGGUGGAACGCAGGGUGAAUCGUAAGCCGAAGCAGGAGGCGUUCCUGGGCGAAGAAUUAUUUCCUCACGAUCAUGAGUCGAUCGCGCAGUGGAUCACGUGGCCUUUGGUCGAUACGACGAGAGAAAAUUACGCGGCGACGCGGCGGCACUUUGCCACGGGCGAACCCGCGGAGUACUUUGGCGUGGAUCGUUUGCGGAAGAUGUAUGAAUCAGGGGCGCGGAUUUUUAGCAAAGGCUCCUACGGCAUGGGACUGUGCGAGGUCGUUGACGCCCCGUGUGCGUACAUCACAAUCUUAAGAGACCCAGUCGAGCGGUUUUUAAGUCACUACAAGUACUCGUGCUUGGCCGGGGCUGAAAAUCGUCGGCUGUGGAACAAGGCGAUGAAGGACAAGGGCGAGUGCGCCAUGAACCUCGUAGAGUGGCACGAUUACUUGGGCGGUGAUAAUUGGUUGCACGUCCUCGCACCGGGCGGUGGGGAGAACAAAGACGCUCAAGUCGCUGCGGCGAUCGCGAAUUUGGACGACCCGUGCUUUAAAUUUCUGUUGACGGAGAAACUCGACGACGGUUUAGAAAAGCUCACAACUUUACCCGAUUUUGCGCGGCUCAACGCGACGCUUUUAGCCAAUUUUGCGCAGCACAACGAAGCGCCCGAGCUCGAUGCGCACCAGCAGCGCCUCUACGACAGGCACGUGGCGAACGAAGACAUGAUGGCGCAUUUGCGUCGCAACCUGCGCAAGUCGCUCGCCGUGUACGCGCACGCGAAGAGAACGUACGAGCGCAAGUGGCGGCAGCGCCUUCUUUCGUGUUGA